Messenger RNA from Amaranthus tricolor (Joseph's coat), 1424 nucleotides. Its product is annotated as E3 ubiquitin-protein ligase CHIP. Bases 252 to 1094 code for a protein of 280 amino acids. Gene Ontology annotation, molecular function: protein-folding chaperone binding; ubiquitin protein ligase activity. Gene Ontology annotation, biological process: protein quality control for misfolded or incompletely synthesized proteins; positive regulation of proteolysis; proteasome-mediated ubiquitin-dependent protein catabolic process. The record is from RefSeq and is a predicted model, not a curated record. Gene Ontology annotation, cellular component: cytoplasm. The transcript is spliced from 8 exons. Lineage: Eukaryota; Viridiplantae; Streptophyta; Magnoliopsida; Caryophyllales; Amaranthaceae.
UAUGGAACAUUAAAUAAGGCCGGAGGGAUUACAUUUCCCAUUUUCCCCUUCUCCGGUCUAUUUCAUGCUUUCUUCGGCUCCAUUUUAAUUUUGUUUCCGCAAUUCUUUUACUCGUUAAUCCGUAGAAGUUUUUUGCGCGUUGUUACCUUUCGAAGUCUUCUUCUCCUCCUUCUCUUUCUUUUGGAAUUCUCUGGAACUUUCUUCCAAACAAACAAACAGAAGUCAGAGAUAAAGGAGAAGGAACGAACAACAUGGCUCCAAUGGCGUCUUCUGCAGUGGCCAAACAAGCAGAGCAAUUGCGACAAGAUGGAAACCUCUACUUUAAAAGAGAUCGAUUUGGAGCCGCCAUUGAUGCUUACACUGAAGCAAUUGCGUUGUGCCCUAAUGUGCCAGUUUAUUGGACUAAUCGUGCGUUAUGUCAUCGCAGGAAAAAUGAUUGGGCAAGAGUUGAGGAAGAUUGUCAAAAAGCACUACAGCUUGAUAAUAGUUCCGUCAAGGCGCAUUAUAUGUUGGGGCUUGCUUUGCUUCAGAGAAAAGAAUACAGUGAAGGAGUCAAAGAAUUGGAGAAGGCUCUAGAUCUGGGACGAGGUGCAAAUCCAAAGGGUUAUAUGGUAGAAGAGAUUUGGCAAGAACUUGCAAAAGCAAAAUACUUGUUGUGGGAACAUGAAUCUAGCCAGCGUUCAUGGGAGCUGCAGACCUUGAAAGAAGCCUGUGAAGAAGCUCUUAAGGAAAAACAUAUGUUGGCUUCUUAUGAAAUGGAAGGGUUUAUUGAUGAAGCUGCUGUUGGCAAUGUGAAACAGUUAAAGGCUUUGGAGCGUGUUUUUAGGAAAGCUGGAGAGUGUGACAUACCAUCUGAGGUUCCUGACUACUUGUGUUGUAGAAUCACACUUGACAUUUUUCGGGAUCCUGUCAUUACACCAAGUGGAGUCACAUAUGAACGAGCCGUUAUCCGUGAACAUCUUGAGAAGGUCGGAAAGUUUGACCCAAUAACGCGUGAACCACUUACUCAAUCCCAACUAAUACCAAAUUUGGCUAUAAAAGAAGCAGUUCAUGCAUAUCUAGAGGAUCACGGGUGGGCUUAUAGGACAGACUAGACAUUAUACUCCAAGCUUCUUACGGUUCUGGUCUCAACUUAAAGUGAGUUCAAGGACCCUUCUUGAGGCGUGUAUGAUCUUUCCUCUGGCCCAGUUACUAUGAUCACAUCCUGUUUACACCAGUGUAGUUGUUUGUAUGGUUCAUAUAUUCCUUUCAUUCUUGUCGAGAGGUGAUAUUAAUCUUUUUAUAAGCUUUAAAUUUACUGUGAGACAGUUGAGGGCUCGAGGUUGUAAAGUUUGUAGUCGUGUACAGUUAGUAAACUUUUCUUGAGUGAAAAAACAAAAGAAAUUGUCUUAAAUUUCUUAGUUUUAUCAUCGCUUUGAUUCCCA